UUCCGUCACAUGUACUGAUUUGUAUCUGAAUUACCCAUCAGGCUAAAAGUCCUGGCUUAAGAAAGCCAGGUAAGAAAAGUCUAAGUCUUCCUGCUGAAUAAGUACUGUUUUUAUAACUCUUAUCAAAAAGCUAAAUGGCUAAGGCAGAAAAGCAUGGUAACCUCUACCAAAAUAGUAAGGUGGCAGGGAGCCAUGAAAAUGGGGGAAAUUAGAGAAUAUCGCAGUCUUGGGAGCAUCAUAAUUACUGAUGACGGUUUCUUUUCUUUUGUGUACUGACUGCAGAGAAAGGAUCACGCGUGGGAGACAAGGUAUAUUAAAGCCUUUCUUCUGAUCAUUUAGAAACAAUCAGAAAAACACAUUCUCCCUGGAGGAAAGACACAGACAGGGAAAAAGUAGCAUACGAGCGCUCUGGAGGCUGAGCCAGUCUGAAUUCCUGCAGCCCAUCAGUCCCGAAAGGAUUUUUCUUUUGCUCUGAGUUAACAGAAUUAUGUUCUAAUCAAGGUCUGUGAAUAAGAUUAAGGGUUGGAAUAAAUUAAGGACGUCCUUUACAAAAAGUAGGAAAGGCAUCAAACUGCUUAGCACUUAGCUACACUUCAAGUUCAGCUAUUUUAAUAAAUAGUUUGACUUUUGUUUGAAAAAGUAGGAGUGGGUGGUAACCAUCUGUUUUUUAAGAUAAACGGGCUUCACCAAUGAAGGCCCAGCAGACCGUGAUCAUUGGAGCAGGGAAAACGUGGAGAAUUGAAAUCUCCAGACCUGCGCAGAGAGGGCAGCAGAGGGCCCGGGGCAGGCAGCCUCCCCGCUGCCGGCCAGGAAUCGGGCUCUGGUCCCGGCUCAGACAGAGGGCAGGCGUGGGGACUGAGUGCGCAGUGGACAGAGGACGGCUGGGAGGGGUGGGCCUGCGGGAGACGGGGGUGAGGUGUGCACGGGGGAGCCAUGCCGGCCUGUCCCCCUCUCGCCCAGGAGCCGCCAUGCACUGUCCCCUCCGGCGCUGCUGCGUUGUCUCAGUGGGCCUCGGGGUCCUGUGGCUCCUGUUCACGCUGGAAAUGCCCAGGGAAGUUGAAGACGAGCAGGACAGGAUGGCUGUCAAGGUCCAAGUUGCGGCCUAGCCCUCACUGUGUGGGUUCAGGGUGGGUGGGGGGUGUGAACAGCACCCAUCCCUCUCACGGGAGAGCAGGAGGCUCCAAGGGGUGGGUGUGGACCUGGCUGGACCCACUGGUCCACAGAGAAGCUGAUUCCCUGUCCCUCCCCCCAUAUUUGUUAAGGUGAGGAACACAGCAAGUACUGUGUGAGCCCUGGAUACUCUGGUCAGUGGUCAGACGUCCUGAUACCGCGCUGGGCUCACUCUGGGGGGAGUGAGCCACUCUUUCCCUGGAGGAGCUCUGGAGAGACCACCAGCGAUAAAGCCUGUGCUUUCUAUGGCAGAAGGACCAGAUGUUGCCUCUGGCAGUGCCCCAGGAGGACAGCCACAGGAGAAGGAAGGACCUGGGACCGCCAGAAGACUGGAAGAACCUCACCUCCAAAUACCUGGAAAGACUCCAGCAGAGAAAGAAGACGUGGCUGACGGUGGGCGUCUCCUCGCGGCCCCGGCCGGGGCCCGACCCCAGCGGCCUGCUGUACACGCUCCUCUCGGUGUUCCGCGCCACCUCGAAGGUGGAGCAGAAGCGCCUCACGGUGCUGGUCCACCUGGCGGGCGCCGACCCCGCCUGGCUCGGGGAGACCGUCCUGCACGUUUCCAGCCUCUUCAGCCCGCAGAUCUUGGCGGGGCAGCUGCUGCUGAUCCACGCCCCCCCAGACGCCUACCCGCCCGCGGGCGCCGGGGGCGCCGGACAGGAGCUCUACUCCCAGCAGAACGUGGAUCACGCCUUCCUCCUGAGCUCCGCCUCGAAGCUCUCAGAGUACUUCCUGCUGCUGGAGGACAACGCCUUUUGCGCCCCAAGUUUCAUCAGCCACCUGCAGUGGAAGGUGGAGGCGCUGCGGCCUCAGCCCUGGGCCUUCCUGGAGUUCGCCAACCUGGGCGUCCUGGGCAAGCUCUUCCGCAGCAGCGACCUGCCGACGCUGGCCCACUUCCUGCUCCUCUUCCACCGGGAGAAGCCCCUCGACAGGCUGCUCGCCCACUUCCGCGUCCUCCUGGCCCAGAAGGACCCCAUCCUGUGCACGCCCUUCCUCUUCUACCACAGGGCCCCCUACGGCCCCCGGAACGGCAGGCAGAAGGCCUCGGGCGCACGCAGAAAGAGCUCCUGCGCCCCUGACAACCCGCCGGGAGCCGCCUUCACCGACAUGAAGGUGUUCGAGGUCCACUCCCCCUGGGAGGCCUACACUCUGGAUGAGUCCUUCUUCUGGACCCACAAUGUGAGUGCCGGCAACCACCUGACCGUCAUCCUGACCCAGCCGGCCGACCUGAGGAGGGUGCAGGUGCUGACGGGCACCAUCGUGGAGGGCAAGUACGCCCUGGAGAGGGGGCAGGUGGAGCUGGGCUACGGGCCCGAGGGCACGCCGCAGUGCUGCUCUAGCUUCGUCCUGCUGGGCCGCCUCCUAGAGGGGCAGCUGGAUCAGGAGGUAGUGCCCAGGUCCGUGGGGCACCAGGUGAGCUGUGUGAGGCUGCUGGCAAACGCCAACCAGGCGGGCGGGCUCAUCGUCAGGCACAUUUACCUCUGGGAGGAGCAUGCCAGAGACGCGGGCCGCUCGGGAUGAAGACAGACGAGGAAGACACCGAAAAAUUAAAACCUUGCAGCCACAUC
Capra hircus (goat) is the source of this 2738-nucleotide messenger RNA. Its product is annotated as alpha-1,3-mannosyl-glycoprotein 4-beta-N-acetylglucosaminyltransferase-like protein MGAT4E. The record is from RefSeq and is a predicted model, not a curated record. The transcript is spliced from 2 exons. Lineage: Eukaryota; Metazoa; Chordata; Mammalia; Artiodactyla; Bovidae. Gene Ontology annotation, biological process: protein N-linked glycosylation. Gene Ontology annotation, molecular function: acetylglucosaminyltransferase activity. Bases 1432 to 2691 code for a protein of 419 amino acids.